GUCAUGGGUCUAUGAUAACUACUGAAUGCACGUCGCCAUUUAAUUUUCGUACAAGUUGAUCAAUUUGCUGGCAAGAUCCAUCAAAUUUUCACGGGAUUCUAUUAUCUCUAUUAUCUCUGUUAUCGCGACUCCGAAAAUGAGCAGGAAAAUGAAUCAGUUGAUCACUAGCGGCUUCAGGAAAUGGUGCUACGAUCUCAGUGGAUAUAAUAAAUUAGGAUUAUGGCAUGAUGACUUACUUCAUGAAAAUGAUGAUGUAGUAGAAGCAUUGAGACGUCUUCCUCAAGAAAUCAAGGAUCAACGUGCUUUUCGUAUAAUAAGAGCCAUGCAGUUGGAUGCCUGUAAAAGAAUUCUGCCCCAGGAACAAUGGACUAAGAUGGAAGAAGAUAUCAGGUAUCUUCGGCCAUAUGUUGAUGAAGUUAUAAAAGAGCGUAAAGAGAGGGAAAACUGGGAGGCAUCGUAAAGUGUAGUUUAACAUAAUGGUUAUUAUAGUAAUAUAAUAAAAUCUAUUCGUUCUUUAAUGCACACUUCUCUAGAAGAACUAAUUUGCAUAUACAUAAGAUGAAUGGAUAUUAAAUAAAUAUAUACAUCCGCUUUCUUGAACAGUUAUAAAUAUACAGCAAACAAGUUUUGGCUCUUUUUAA
Messenger RNA from Pogonomyrmex barbatus (red harvester ant), 641 nucleotides. RefSeq names its product cytochrome b-c1 complex subunit 7. The record is from RefSeq and is a predicted model, not a curated record. NCBI's taxonomy places the organism in Eukaryota, Metazoa, Arthropoda, Insecta, Hymenoptera, Formicidae. Gene Ontology annotation, biological process: mitochondrial electron transport, ubiquinol to cytochrome c. Gene Ontology annotation, cellular component: respiratory chain complex III.